This is a messenger RNA of Aethina tumida (small hive beetle), 1629 nucleotides long. Its product is annotated as ubiquitin-conjugating enzyme E2 N. The record is from RefSeq and is a predicted model, not a curated record. NCBI's taxonomy places the organism in Eukaryota, Metazoa, Arthropoda, Insecta, Coleoptera, Nitidulidae. The coding region runs from base 150 to 605 and encodes 151 amino acids. The transcript is spliced from 2 exons.
CUCCUACCGCAGUUUCUAUCAAUGAAUAUGUCAGAAUUCGUUAUCAAUUUGUUGUGAAAUUAUAUUGAAAAGUCUCUGUUUGCUGAUAAUGAAAGUGAAGUGAUUAUUUUAUCGAAGAUACAAGUAAUUUUUUGCUGCUGAUAAGAAAAAUGGCAGCCCUUCCACGCAGAAUUAUUAAAGAAACCCAAAGAUUAAUGCAAGAACCAGUGCCGGGUAUUAGUGCCGUACCUGAUGACAGUAAUGCACGAUACUUUCAUGUAAUAGUUACUGGCCCUGAGGAUUCACCAUUUGAAGGUGGCCUUUUUAAGUUAGAACUGUUCCUGCCGGAAGAUUAUCCGAUGUCUGCACCUAAAGUAAGGUUUAUAACUAAAAUAUACCAUCCUAAUAUAGAUAGACUAGGCAGAAUUUGCCUUGAUAUAUUAAAAGAUAAGUGGAGUCCAGCGCUUCAAAUCCGUACAGUUCUCCUAUCUAUCCAAGCAUUGCUUAGUGCUCCAAACCCUGAUGAUCCGUUAGCUAAUGAUGUCGCUGAGUUGUGGAAAGUAAAUGAAUCAGAAGCAAUCAGAAAUGCAAGAGAGUGGACCCGCAGAUUUGCUAUGGACAAUUAAAUUUUUACCCACACUUUGAGAGCAAGAUAAAUAACAAAGACAUUCUACUUUUAGAUAGUUUUUUAUAUUUUAUUUAUCACACAUAUUGAGGAGAAUUUCUUUGUUAUUCAUAUAGAUGUAUAAAUUUUCUGCUUUUGUGAAAUGUUGACAUUUUACAAAAAACAAAAAAAAAAACAUUUUGAGUUCAUUCUCAAUAUUUUAUUCUUAAUAAGUUAGUCAGUUGUUAUUUAUAGAACCUUGUAUUUCAUACAAUGACUUCACAAUUGUUUUCACAAAGUAAGAAUAAGGGUAAAAUUGUCUUUUUCUUGUGAAAUCUUAAAAAGACAUUGUAAGUAUAUGUAAAAAAUUAAACAGGAAUCAGGUCUCAGUUGUUCAAUUAGAAAAUGAUUUUUAUUUGUAGACACAUUUUACAGUCAAAAAUAUUUUACACAGACUGAAUUUUUUAAUGAUUAUGAUUAUUUUAUGUAAAUUCUGGAAACUUGGAAGCUAUUGCAACUAAGAUGUACUUGUGUUUAUAUUUGUGUAAAACCUUUAUUUUUUGUAUUCCAACACUGUUAUUUUAUUUGUCCAAUGUAACAUUAUUAUUAUUAUUAUUAUUAUUCAAUGUUAAUUACAACUUUUGUUUUCUAUAAUUUUGAGGUGCAAAUUUUAUAGUUGUAAAUAUUGGCUAUUUUAUAAAUUGUUUAAACUAAGACUGUAAAAAUGCUAUAUUUCUUUGUAUAAAAUAAAAUCAAUAACCAAUGCCCUGCAUAAUAAUAUUUUGUACCAUCAAAUUGUAUUAAGAAGCAAUCAUUCAUUUUAUCAAUUCUCUGAAGCCUAUGUAUUUACUGAAGCCUAUCUAUUUACUGAAGCCUUAACUUUUUAAAACAUUUAUACAUUUAAGAGUAUUACAUUGUUAAUUUAAUGUUUAUGUAAAUUUUUGUUUUCUGAUUGGACCUAACUAUUUAUUUAUUUCCUAUAUCCAAAAACAGAAAUGAUCAUAUAUCUUAAAAAAUAAAUAAAAUGCUUUUUAUGAAUAUUUGCA